Messenger RNA from Nannospalax galili (Upper Galilee mountains blind mole rat), 2411 nucleotides. It is a transcript of the gene Chrnb1, whose product is annotated as cholinergic receptor nicotinic beta 1 subunit. The transcript is spliced from 11 exons. Gene Ontology annotation, cellular component: neuron projection; postsynaptic membrane; synapse. NCBI's taxonomy places the organism in Eukaryota, Metazoa, Chordata, Mammalia, Rodentia, Spalacidae. Gene Ontology annotation, molecular function: transmembrane signaling receptor activity; acetylcholine-gated monoatomic cation-selective channel activity. Gene Ontology annotation, biological process: chemical synaptic transmission; signal transduction; nervous system process. The record is from RefSeq and is a predicted model, not a curated record. The coding region runs from base 74 to 1579 and encodes 501 amino acids.
GCCUUGUCACUUCCCUUGCUCUGGCGGCCUCGGCUACUCUCCCGACAAACUCAGUGAGUGGAGCGGUGGGGCUAUGACCUCAUGGGCGCUGCUGCUGCUUCUGGGGGUGCUCGGGGCGCCCCUAGCCCCCGGCGCUCACGGGUCGGAAGCCGAAGGCCAACUGCGUGAAAAACUUUUCUCGGGCUAUGACAGCUCGGUGCGCCCGGCGCGGGAGGUGGGAGACCGCGUGACGGUCCGCAUUGGCCUGAGCCUGGCGCAACUCAUCAGCCUGAACGAGAAGGAUGAAGAGAUGAGCACAAAAGUGUAUUUAGACCUGGAGUGGACUGACUACAGGCUAAGCUGGGACCCUGCAGAACAUGAGGGCAUUGAUUCUCUACGCAUCACUGCUGAAUCCAUUUGGCUCCCUGACGUGGUGUUGCUGAACAACAAUGACGGCAAUUUUGAAGUUGCCCUGGAUAUUAAUGUGGUGGUGUCCUUCGAGGGCUCUGUGCGUUGGCAACCCCCUGGCCUCUAUCGCAGCAGCUGCAGCAUCCAGGUCACCUAUUUCCCCUUCGACUGGCAGAACUGCACCAUGGUGUUUAGUUCAUACAGUUAUGACAGUUCGGAGGUCAGCCUGAAGACAGGCCUGGGUCCUGAUGGGCAGGAGCGGCAGGAAAUUUACAUUCAUGAAGGGACCUUCAUUGAGAAUGGCCAAUGGGAGAUUAUCCACAAACCCUCUAGGCUAAUCCAACUUCCAGGGGAUCCUAGAGGAGGGAGGGAUGGACAGCGUGAGGAAGUCACCUUCUACCUCAUCAUUCGCCGGAAGCCUCUCUUCUACCUGGUCAACGUCAUUGCCCCGUGCAUCCUCAUCACUCUCCUGGCCAUCUUCGUCUUCUACCUUCCUCCAGAUGCAGGAGAGAAGAUAGGACUCUCAAUCUUUGCCUUGCUGACCCUUACUGUGUUCCUGCUGUUGCUGGCAGACAAAGUGCCUGAGACCUCCUUGGCGGUCCCCAUCAUUAUCAAGUAUCUCAUGUUUACCAUGAUCCUCGUCACCUUCUCAGUCAUCCUUAGCGUUGUGGUCCUCAACUUGCACCAUCGUUCACCCCACACCCACCAAAUGCCCCUUUGGGUCCGGCAGAUCUUCAUCCACAAGCUCCCUCCAUACCUGGGUCUAACGAGGCCCAAACCUGAGAGAGAUCAACUACCGGAGCCACAACACUCAUUUUCUCCAGGAAGUGGUUGGGGCCGGGGAACCGAUGAAUAUUUCAUCCGGAAGCCUCCAAGUGAUUUUCUCUUUCCUAAACCUAACAGGUUUCAGCCUGAACUGUCAGCCCCGGACCUGCGACGAUUUAUAGAUGGUCCAAUCAGGGCUGUCGGUCUGCCUCAGGAGCUACGGGAGGUGGUUUCUUCCAUCAGCUACAUCGCUCGACAGCUGCAGGAACAGGAGGACCAGGACGCACUGAAGGAGGACUGGCAGUUUGUGGCCAUGGUAGUAGAUCGCCUUUUCCUGUGGACCUUCAUCAUCUUCACAAGCCUUGGGACCCUGGUCAUUUUUUUAGAUGCCACAUACCACUUGCCCCCUCCAGAGCCCUUUCCUUGAAGCGUUGACAGUCAUUUUAACUGAGAGUUGCAGGUACUCUCAAACUAUAUACCUGUCUGCCUCUGAACUCCUUCUGGAGGAAUCCAGUCCUCUAGUUUCUGGGGAAGGCAGUGAAGUGAGACAGAGGACUGGACAGGAUGCCUUGGACCCUCCUAAAAUGCCUAUCAGCUUAUUUACUUGUUAGGGGUUUUUGGUUUGGUUUGGUCUUUUGAAACAUGGCCUCAUCCUGUAGCCCAGGCUAGCCUAGAACUCACUAUGUAGCCCAGGCAAGCUUCAAAUACCCAGCAAUACUAUGGCUUCAGCCAAAGGAGUGUUGGGAUUGCAAGCCAGGUGAGCUACCACACUUGAUUUUGGGUUCUUGAAGAAGCUCUGCUGGAUGUCAAAGCUUAGGUCUCCAUUGCAAUGCAAUAAUCAGCAAGUACUAGACUGUAAGCCUUCUGAGGACAGAAAAUCUGUUGUUCACUGUAAUGUCCCCAGCUCCCAGCACAGGCAUUCCCAUAAAUGCUUAACAUUUGUUAAAGACAGAAAAAAGUUCUGAAAGGAAAUGCACCAAUAGUGCCUGCAUAUGCCUGUGAUUAAUCAAUUUUUCUGUUUUUACCUUUCCAUAAUUUAUUAUCUUUUGUAAUGACUACCACCUUUAGGAUGAAAAUAAGUUGUUUCUAAAAAGGCUGUACUUGUAAUGCGGAAAUUAAAAAAGCAUUUAAAAGACUUCUUUCAAGUGUGAGGAGUGGUGGUAUAAUCCCAGAACUUGACAGAGGUAGGAGGAUUGCCACAAUUUCAAUGCUAGCCUUGGCUACGUACUGAGUUCAAGGCCAGUAUGGACUACAAGAGA